AUGUACCAACAAAUUGUCAAUAGUAAGUGUGAUUGUUUUGUUAUGUUUUUUUUUUUUUAUAUUUUCAAAAGUCUUUCUUUGUCACCCCAAUGUUGUAAUGAUUUGAUUGGUUCGUUUCAUCAAUCGGAAGUUACUAAGCUUGUUACACAUCCUACAUUGUUUCCUUCCUUGGAUUCAUCUGUGCUGGAUGGAUAUGGCACUGGAUAA
Molecule: messenger RNA, 207 nt
Organism: Nezara viridula (southern green stink bug)
Lineage: Eukaryota; Metazoa; Arthropoda; Insecta; Hemiptera; Pentatomidae
Source: the annotation of a GenBank genome assembly